AUGAUCUUGCAAACUGUCUCCGCGACAAUGCCCAAAGACAAGAAAUUGCCGCGAAUCGGUGUCUUCAUUUUGGCGGAAAUGGUUUUGACGGCGGUUGCUGUGUUAAUCACGUGCUUUUUCAUGUUACUGCACGAGCGAGCUUUCACAUAUAAAUGGAAUCCGCCGAAAAUUAUGAAAAUAUGUCUACUGUGCAGAACGUACGAUCGAAAAGUGAAACAACGAACGAUAUCGCAACAAUAUGAGGAUAGGCAAUCUUCUCUUUCCGUGUACAUUGACAGUAUCAACAAUUUCCUCAAAACGAUUCGCUCUGAUGAGUGUUUAGAGGCACAAUGGACGAGGAUUUUCGAUCGUUUAGACAUCAUUUCGAUGGUUUUCUUUCAAGUUUUGAAUAUUGUUUUGACUUGCGUGAUCUUGUUUAGA
Messenger RNA from Mesorhabditis belari, 420 nucleotides. The record is from the annotation of a GenBank genome assembly. Lineage: Eukaryota; Metazoa; Nematoda; Chromadorea; Rhabditida; Rhabditidae.